Chironomus riparius is the source of this 785-nucleotide messenger RNA. The record is from the annotation of a GenBank genome assembly. Lineage: Eukaryota; Metazoa; Arthropoda; Insecta; Diptera; Chironomidae.
UUUUGAUGUUUUUUUGAGGAUUAUUUUGAGAGCGUAGUUAGUUCUUUAAGCAGUUAUAAAUUGACAAUCAUUUCAUAGUUGAGCUCCAAUGAUUGUCUAAAUUUUGAUAUCAUUGGGAUGAAUAAGUUGGUCAUCAUAGCGUUUGUGGGACUUUGUUCCACAUUGUUAAUUGGGAAUGGAGAUUGUAAGGAAUUGGACUUCCACUUCAUCAAAAUGGUAAAAAUGAACGAAAGUGAUGAACUCUUCAAAUACGAUCUCAAAUCUGUUGAAAAAAUAGAUCAAACAUCUUUCAAAGUAAAUUCUGAGAUUGAUUUGUUUGUGGACCUGGAUGCUGAGUGGCAUUUUUGGAUUCAAAUCUACCGCAAUGAAGAUGGAAGUGAGAACUUUGAUGAAAAACCACUUAUAUCAAUUCCAAAGAAAGAAUUCUGUGAAUUUAUGAAGACAACUUACAAACAAUACUUUUGGGAGAGUUUAGAAAAGUCAUCGAAUUUACCGCCCCCUGAAACUUGUCCUAUUAAGGCUGGAAAUUACUGGAUCAAAGACUAUAUCUUCGAUGGCGGAAAGUACAAAUCAUUUGCAAAAGGUGGUGGAUAUAGAGUCGACAUGUUUGUAUCUCAAGAUCAUGAGGAAAGUCACAUUACCAAGAUGGGAGUGCAAAUAUUUGGAAAGGUUGAAGAAAAAGAGUGAAUUGAUUGAAAUGGUUGACUAAUAUGAAGACUUGGCGAUACUUUAAAGGAUUCUGUAAUGGAUUUUGAAAAUUAAUUUUAGUAAAAUUGAAGUUCCAC